Molecule: messenger RNA, 2573 nt
Organism: Loa loa (African eye worm)
Lineage: Eukaryota; Metazoa; Nematoda; Chromadorea; Rhabditida; Onchocercidae
Exons: 14
Coding region: 57-2450 (797 amino acids)
Biological process (GO): regulation of transcription by RNA polymerase II; negative regulation of DNA-templated transcription
Cellular component (GO): histone deacetylase complex; transcription regulator complex
Molecular function (GO): transcription corepressor activity
Source: RefSeq, a predicted model, not a curated record
CUAAUUUUGCUGAAAACUUCAAAAAAAAAAAAUUGCUAAAUUCGAUACAUACUAGAAUGGCGUUAAGUGAUGGGGUGGUAAUCUCAAUGUGUAAUUCCUCGACAACAACACUGAAGCCAACUGCAACAUCACGAAGUAAUAGUAGUAUUGCUGGUGGUUACUGCAAUGUUUGUCCAGUUCAGCUGAAUCGGAAGAGUAAGGGGAAACCGGAGAAUAUAUGCCAAUUAAUAACGAUUGCUGACCAAAAAUCGUCAGUGGGAUCCAGAACGCCAUAUGAGACAAGAAGUGAAAGAACAUUACCGAAGGGCCGUUCAGUUAGUGUAACAACAUUUGGAAACGUGCAUGGUUUCGGUGGUGGCGGUAACACAAUCGCAGCUGCAGCGAUGUCCCUGAAACAAUUCGCAUCCCAACUUCGAUCGCCGCGAUUUUAUGAACCUGUCACAAAUUUGAAAUGCUUCGUACCAUACACACCACCACCCAUGUUAAGUCCAAUGAGGCGAGGCUCCGGCCUAUUUUGGAAAAUUUCACAGACUUCUCCAUCAAAGAUCACCAUGUUGCGACCAUCACAAGGAAAUAAUUUUGACAAAGCAGAAGCUAGCGAAAGUCUUCAUGAAAGUGAAGCAGACGAGGAACCAAUUGGAAAACGUUUACGACGCUGCAUUAGAUCAACAUUGAAACCGGUGAAAGAAGGUUCUGCAGACGAGCAGCAACAGGAAAUGCGAACACCGAUUCGGAAAAAUGGAUUAUGCUAUUCAUCUCAAUUUUUCGAUGCCAGAUUACUACAUUUAGAAGCCUUACGAAAAGAAUCGGACAUCUUCUGGAAUAAUUCUAGCUCAUCGGGUAUAUCUCCUGGUGCAGCAAACUUACCCUCUUCUAGGAAAUUAUCGGCUUCAUCGGAUGGUGAAACUCUAAGAAAAGUUUCGUCAUGUUCCGAUUUCGGUGAAGAAAUUUACGUUGCUCCAGAAUCCGAUGCAGUGCCACACAUCAACUGUGGACGUGAUUAUCAAGUAAAGGUAAAAAAAUGGGCUGAUCGAGCGGUAAGCGAUGAAGAACGUGAUGCUAUACCGGAUCGCGAUGACGCUAUCUUCGAUUGUAAUGUCAUCGAUCAUCUGGACGAUUCUGCCGUUGAGGCUUAUGAACUAUUAGCUUAUAGCAAAGCGGUACCACGGCCGGGUAGGAACAGAGAACUGGCGCUACAUUUGCUAAUGGAAAAUAAGGGGAAUAUUCAAGAAGCUGUUUUGGAUUUAAUGCGAUUAGAUACGCUGGACUGGAGCCAAUAUCCGAUCAUCUACAAUUCUAUAUACACUGAUACAAAUUCUUGGACACCGGAGGAAAUCAGUUUCUUCCAAGAUGCCAUUUACAAAGGCGAGAAGGAUUUCCAUCAAGUAGCAUCAGAUUUGGGUAACAAAACAGUGAAGCAAUGUGUGGAAUUUUAUUACAUGUGGAAGAAAGCAUGUCCAGAUGACUAUCGGAAACUAAGAAAUUUGCGACGUAAACGCCAGUUGCUGGAAAUGCAGCAACAGCUUGAUUUGAUGGAAAGUUACAAUCUGAGAUCGAAUAACCGACCAGUCGAAAGUGGUGAAUUGUCGGGUUCAGAAGAAGGAAGUGAUCUGUCUGUGAUUUCUCAUGACACCGAUAAGACGAAGAGUGGACACUCGGAUAGGAAUAUAGGUUGUUCGGCGAUAACACGAAAGUACUCAAUGGCAAAAUUUGAAGAACUGCCGCAUUCCAUCGCUCCGUUGCCGAUGGUUAUGGAAAGUGACGGUACACCUCGAUCUUUUUCCCAGUUACAUCGAACACCAGUUAAAAAAGGUGCUCAACCGGCAGCUGAUGGCUUCUUCCAUUGCCGCCUUUGUGAUAAAUAUUUCGAAAAGGUGAAAAGUUUGAAUGCCCACAUGAAAUCUCAUGCAAUGAAAGCACGAGCUGAAGCAGAAGUGGCACAAUCACAGCUCAGUUGGCAGCAUCACGACAAUAACGUCAAAACAGCUAAUGUCAGCAACGCUCUUGAGAAAGCGAUGUCAAUAAAAAACUCACCAAUGACUGAUUCAAUGUCGUUUGUCUAUCACCAUCAGAAAGAACAGCAACAAAGCUCUUUGAAUAAUGAUCCACUGAAGGCCAAUAUCGAGAGAUCAACUAUGCAAGUAACCAAUAAUUUUCCUGCUGCUUCAACUACAGCAGCUAUUGUUGCUUCAGAACAACAUCCAUUUGGUCCAGUUAUCGGAAAAUCAGGAGGUGGUGGAAGGCUUGGUCAGGAUCUGUUUAUGCAAACAUCUUUAAUUCCGGAGCACCAUCAGUUCACCCAGAAUACCUUGAUGUCCAGUUCUUUGGGUCUAGCAGCCCAUCAAGCUCUCAAUCAGUCUCUUACUGCUGCCAGUGUUCUCAAUCAGUUUCCACAAGCACAAGCACUGCAGUUUUUAAGCAAUUUACAAAACCCAACCAUUACUCAUUGACUUCGUAAAUUUCCUGGAUUAUCAUGUGUUAGCCUUGUAACUGAUAACUUUUGUUUCGUUCCUUACUUCAUGCCGCUGGUCAUUUUUGCCUCUUUUAAUUUUUUUUGACAGCUAUGUAAAAAU